UAACAUCUUUUUCCCCAACAGAUACAAUAGCAGAAAGGAGCGCCCUAAGAGAACAUGUGUAUCCUAAGCUGAGAGAAUUCUGCAGGGAAAACUACGGGCUGGAAUUUCAGGUCAUAGACUUAUACUGGGGAGUGGAAGCAGACGAGUGGGACAGUCCUGAGCUGCAACAGACUCGUAUGAAGCUGUUAGAAGAUUGCUUGAAAAGUUCUGCAGGUCCAUGUUUUGUUGGCCUGUUGGGAGAGAAGUAUGGGAACAUCCGAAUACCGGGGGAAGUUGAGUCAGCAGAAUUUGAAAUGAUCCUGGAUGCUGCUGUAGAGGCCAAGCUAGAGACAAGGAUUUUAGAAGAGUGGUACUGCAGGGAUGAGAAUGCAGUGCCACCAGCGUAUUACCUCAGACCAAAAUCUGAAAUGCUGAAGAACUGCCAGAAUACAAUGGAAUCUUCUUCAAACUCUAUGAAUGAGAACAAAUGGCAAGAUAUAUCAGAAGAAAUUAAGAAGAUUUUUAAGACUGCUGUGAAAUUGCUGUAUGAGAAAGGAAAAAUGAAACACAGCCAAGCAAAGAGAUACCUUUCCUCUGCUAUUGAAGAUGAACUCGAUUUUGCUUUGGGUAAACAAACACCAGCUUUCCUGAAGAAGUGUGUUUGCUACAUUCGGAAAAUUGCCAAUAUUGAGCGUUUCGUUAAAAUUCCAGAGAUGGGAAAAUACAUGGAUGUGGUACAUACAGCCGGAAAGUUUCUACGAGAUCCUGAAGCCCAUGAGAAACUCAUCAAGCUCAGGGAUGAAUUCAUUCCUACCAUUGUUGCAUCGUCCAAUCUGAGAGUGUACACGUCCGUCACUCACUGUGACAUGAAACUGGGCUACUCCCAAGAAGUGGAGAACCAUUACAUCGAAGGACUUGGUAAACAGUUCUAUGAAGACAUGAUUGACAUAAUCCAAGCAACAGUGCAGCAGAAUUUUGACACCGAGACAGACCUGCUGUACGAUGAAGUUCUUCAACACUCAUCGCUAUGUAAAACAUACUCCACUUUUUAUGAAUACAGAUGUGAGGCAUUAAACAUAGUUCACAAGUACAUUCUACCUAGCAAAAUAGGACACAUUAACCCUCUUAUCAUAUACGGAGGACCAUGCACAGGGAAGACUCUUUUAUUAGCCGAAGUGGCAAAGAAGGCCUAUUCCUGGUUGCAAGAAGAGAUGGGACCAGAUUCUGACCCUGUGGUAGUUCUAAGAUUUUUGGGAUCCACCGAAACAAGUACAGAUCUGAAGAAUAUACUUCAAAGCAUUUGUGAGCAAUUAGCAGUCAACUAUCGUUGUCACAUACAAAGUUACCCAAAAAAGAUUCAUGACCUUCGGGACUUGUUCAUCAAUCUGUUGAAUGAGUCUUCAUUCCACAGGCCGCUGGUGAUAAUAUUCGAUGCCCUAGAACAGCUAACAGAUAGUGAUGACGGUAGGAAGCUCUGGUGGCUUCCCAUUCACCUUCCCCGUUCAGUACGGAUAAUUUUGUCAACACUGCCAAACAAGCAUGGGAUCCUGCAAAAACUGAGGUGCCUUAUUCAUGAAGACAACAACUACAUUGAAUUAACUGCAAGGGACAGAAAGAUGUGCAGCCAAGUACUGAAACAUCAGCUGCUGAGAGUUAAGAGAAAAGUAACAUCAGGGCAACAAAUCUACGUCAAUGAAGCAUUCUCCAAAUGCACGCUGCCUAUGUUUGUGAACUUAACCUUCAGAGAGGUCAGGAACUGGAGAUCUCACAAAGAUGUGGAUGAGUCCUCCCUCUGCGUCACAGUUCAUGAAAGCAUAGAGCAGUUGUUUUGGUCGCUGGAAAACAAGUGUGGAUCAAGACUAUUGUCAAGAGCACUUGGCUACAUCACUAUGUCUAAAUCUGGCCUCAGUGAAAUGGAACUGGAAGAUAUUUUAGCCCUUGACAACAGCGUUAUGUACGAACUGAGUGAGAGUGUCAGAGAAAGUAACCCACUGAGAAUUCCAUAUAUAUACAUUGCAAGGCUUAAGGAGGGCUUGCAGGGAUACUUAAUAGAGCGACAGGUGAAAAAUGUAACGCUGCUUCUUUGGGCAAAUAGGCACUUGCAACUAAUUGCCCAGAAAUUGUACCUGCACAAUGAAGAAGAUUUGCAUGAAAUGCACAGAGUCAUGGCAGAGUAUUUCCUUGGUGUCUGGUCAGGUGGCCGAAGAAAACCUUUUUACAGCAAUGACCAAUAUUUGAAUGGUUGUCCUGACCAUGACAGUAGAGGCCUGAGUGAGGAGGAAAAGCACAGCACGGAUCAGGCUGCUUUUGACAGGCAGGCACCUGAUCAGCCAUGGGUCUUUCAGUGUAAUCCAUUAGAGCCUGAUAUCUUUUUUAUCAAUCACAGAAAAAUGACAGAGCUUAUUCAUCACUUGACAAGAUGUGGAAAAACAGAUGAUCUACUGUACGGAGUCAUUAUGAACUUCAGCUGGCUGUACACCAUGAUUAGAAUAGGGCAGUUUGAUAAAGUACUUUCUGACAUAGAACUGGCUUACACCUACUCGCAAGAAAAGGAACUGAAAUUUCUGGCCAGUACCCUCCGCAGUAUAAAGUUCAAAGUAGCAAAAUAUCCAGGUUCACUCUCUGCUGAAUUGCAGCAGAGGCUUCUCCCAGUUGUAAGUUCACUGCCCAAACUCAGACAUCUCCUGUUAGAGUGUGACAAGGACGGACCCAAAUACUGCUCUAUUGUCCCUUUGCAUUCCUCCAUGGAUGUGACUUACAGCCCCGAGCGCCUGCCACUAUCAUCCAGCUGCAUGCACGUCACUGAGAUUCUGCCUACUUUUAAUCCCAGCACAAUUAUCGCUGCUUUAGAAAACGGCUCCAUCAGCACUUGGGAUGUAGAGACCCGCCAGUUACUACGGCAGAUUACAACAGCUCCAUCUGUUAUCUUAGGGAUGAAGCUGACCAGUGAUGAAAAGUAUCUUGUAGUGGCUACAACAAAAAAUACUCUUUUGAUUUAUGAUAACAUAAAUUCCUGUCUUCUGUCUGAGGUAGAAAUUAAAGGGUCAAAACAUUGUGGAAUUGGGGGAGGCUCCAGUUUCAUCAAUGGAUUUACGCUAUCAGUCAACCAUGCACUUGCUUGGCUGGAGGCCAGCAAAGACGUUACUGUGAUAGAUCUGCUUUACGGUUGGCCUCUCUAUCACUUCCACUGCUGGUACGAAGUGACGUGCGUGCAGUGUUCUCCAGACGGAGUUUAUGCAUUCUGUGGGCAGUAUUUGAACACCGCAACCAUUUUUCACUUGGGCAGCGGAGAGAAGCUGGCCACAGUGACCUCUGAAUUUUCUGGUGGAUUUGUGAAAUUCCUUCUCAUUCUGGACACAGCCCAGGAAAUGGUGAUGGUGGACAGCGAGGGUAGCCUCUCUGUUUGGAGUACAGAGGAAAUCGCGAAUCCCCAGCUUACGGAUGACUUCGAUUGUAGGAGAGAAGACAGUGAAGUUGUCAGCAUAGAGCUUUCUGAAGACCAAAGUGCAAUUUUAAUUUGUAAGGCUCUCAGCAUUGAACUUCUUGACACUCAUGUGUGGAAGGUGGCUGAAAAGUUUAGAGCUAAACACAAUGAGCGCUUUAUAUCUGCUGUGUUGUCCAAAAAUGGCAACUGUAUAAUUGCUUCAAUGGAAAAUACCUCAGCCAUUUUUGUUUGGAGAAGAGAUACGGGACAGUGCAUGGCAAGCUUACAGGAAAUCUCAGGAACUAUAGUCAGGCUAAUUAAAUCAAAUCAUCAUAACAUGCUGCUAUCCUUAUCCACCAGUGGUGUCCUUUCUAUUUGGGAUAUAGACAUCAUAACUGCUAUGUCCAAUAUUGACAAAUCUGGCAAGCCUAUCCAGAGACUGGUGUUGCCAGCCAGAGGUGAAUUAAUAUACACAUUGGAUGGAUCAGAUUCUGUCCAUAAGUGGAACUUCAGCACUGGAUUUAUUGAAGCUGUGUUCAAGCACGAAGGCAUAGUUGAAAACUGUGUGCUGACCUCUUCUGGAGAGAUAAUGGUUACAUCAGAUGAUAAAUGCAGCCAGUACGUAUGGCACACGGUUAGUGGCGAAAAUAUCUUUCGCAUUAAUGGGCAAAAAAUCUCAGAGCUAAUGAUUACUCAUAAUGAUCAAUUUGUAGUCUCUCUCUGCGAGCAAAAUGCAUCCAGAGUUUGGCGACUGGCUACAGGACAUAGGGUUUGCAAUAUUUUAGUUGCCUUACAGAAUGCAUUUAUAACAACUGCAAAUACUUUCGUAGUCGGAAUGGCGAAGAAUAAAGUGUUGGCAGUGAGUCUCUGGACAGGCAGUAUAACUAAGAAGUUUUGCUGUGAUGAUGGUGCAAGCAUUGUGGAUAUUAAACUGAUACCAGACUGCCCAGAUAUUAUAGUAUUUGUAACAUCUACUGAAACUGUGAACAUCUGGAGCCUAACAGAGGAAGUCAUCUGCAGACGUGUACAAUUGCCUACCAAUUUCUUAAAAAAUUUGGAAGACUUUGAAAUAUCCCCAAAUGGGAAGCUGGGAAUUAUAACCCGUGGUGAUGAGAACAUCAAUGUGCUUGAUUUAUACAGUGGAAAACUUCGUGUGGUUCACGCUCCAGGCGUCAUCUGGCGGCAGAGGCUGUCUCGGGAUGGCCGCUACCUUGUGUACAUCUGUUUUCGUGGUGAAGAAGAUGAUGACAAUGGUGCAGUCUCUACUUUAAUAGUAAUGAGGCUAGCAGAUGGUAAAAACAUCGGUGCCUGUUCUCUUUAUAAAACUCCCACUUUUCUUGCACUGUCACAGAGACAUUUAAAUAUUAUUAUUGGAUUUGAUGACGGAAGUAUAGGUACGUACACUGUAGUGGAUCGAGUCGACGCUGCACUGAAAAUCAAAAUUGCUACUUCAAACAGCCGUCAGAUUUUCAACAACACAACACAAGUGAUUAGGCCAAAAUGUCACAAUUAUAGCUUCAAAGUGACUGCAGACUGUAUUUGGAGGGAAUCAACGGAAGUAUUUGCAAGGGAUAGCCCCAUUACAGUUACAGAGCCUGAGGUGAGUGAAGCAACACCAACCAAAAAACACAACUACUGCUAUGAGAAAGUGUGCUCAGCCAUAGAUUGCAGAGGACACGGUUUUGCUGCUGACAACUGAGUAACCGUCUGGACUGUCUUAUCUGAAUAAUAGUAUACAUGCGUAGAUUUGUCUUCUGAAUUCACAUAAAAAUCAGUGCAUUUCUUGGAAGACAAACAAACAGCAGAGGGCAGACCGGCUGUUUCCUCCUCAACAGAUAUUCUUACAUUUAGGUAAACAACACAAAAAAAAAAUCAAACAUAAAGCAAAUGGGCUGCAGGGUUUUUUUUAAAUUUCGGAAUACAAGGUUCAGUCCAGGAUUUCACCAGGGCCUUGAUUAAAAAUUUCUAGCAAUACUAUCAAAAUUGUUACGCU
This is a messenger RNA of Eurypyga helias (sunbittern), 5396 nucleotides long. RefSeq names its product NACHT and WD repeat domain containing 2 (gene NWD2). Gene Ontology annotation, molecular function: protein binding. The record is from RefSeq and is a predicted model, not a curated record. The annotation marks the transcript as partial. The transcript is spliced from 6 exons. Lineage: Eukaryota; Metazoa; Chordata; Aves; Eurypygiformes; Eurypygidae.